AUUCCACUCGUUCCUCUUGUCUCACUUAAUUCCGACUACAACAUGGGAAAAGCCGAUUCCACUUCAAACUCCAUAAUAGCAUAAACGGAUAAGUGGAACCGUGAUCGGAAACUGGUCAGUCGGUAUCUCGCGUUUCCGAACGGAAUCGUGAAAAGUUCCAUAAUAGGUACCCUGUAGACCUUUAAUAAAUAUGUAGAAAAAUAAAGGAGAAAGAAACAAAAAAAAUAAUGGGAACGUGGUGUUGUAUUCGCUAACAAAGACAAACAUUUAUUAAAGAAAGUGAAAGAAGAUUUCUUUCCUUUGAAGAACUGAGUCUAUAUAAAAGUUGAUUAUAUCAACAUGGAUGUACAAACAGUAAAUACACGACGUAAAAUAUUGAGUCAUGUGGUUUGCAGUAUUUUAGUAGAAUGCGGUUUUGAUGCGUGUGAAAAAGAAGUAGUGGAGACUUUUACAGAAAUGUUACAGUCAUUUAUUGUAGAGACUGGAGCAUCUGCAAGAAAUUACUGCGAACUGUCAGGACGAACUGAGCCUCUUAUAGCGGAUGUGAUAUUGGCGUUAAUUAAUAUGGGUGUAAAAUUAGAUAACUUGGAGACUUAUGCAAAGAGACAGAAUAGGACAGUUUUACCAGCACUUCAACAACAAACACAAUCAAAACAAUUAAAUAUCUUGCAAGCUGGUAUUAAGCAAAGCCAUCCAUCACAUAUACCAAAUUAUUUGCCAGCUUUCCCUGAUCCACAUGCAUACAUUAGGACACCAACACACAAGCAACCUGUAACAGAAUAUGAAGCAAUAAGGGAAAAGGCAGCAACACAGAAACGGGAUAUUGAAAGAGCUCUAACAAGGUUUAUAGCUAAGACAGGAGACACGCAUAGUUUAUUCCUCACAGAAGACAAUAGCAUGUUUCCCUUAAUAUCUUGUAAGUCACAAUUCCCCAAUUAUAUUUCGGCCCUUUUACCGCAAGACCAAAUAUUUGAACCAGAUACAGACUUUCAGUUUGAGUCAAGUCCAGUGAAGAAGAAGAAGGAGCAACAAACUGAAGAAACUGAAGAAGGUAAUCAAGGACAGAAUGAGAAUGAACAGAAUGGUGAGACUGCUACUCAGCAAGAUGUUAUAGAUAAUCCGUAUUUGAGGCCAGGAAAGAUUCCCAAGAAUAAAAUACCAGGAACAACAAUACCUGGACAAAAUUCUGUUAAAAGAGAGCCUCUUGAUUCUUAAGUACUGUGAUACAAUAAUAUUAAAUAAUAUAAUAUGAUAUAUUAUAUAUAGAUACUUUGUAAUCUAUUAAACAAAUUACAAUGACUAAGAAUAAUAACUCAAUCAGG
Messenger RNA from Harpegnathos saltator (Jerdon's jumping ant), 1322 nucleotides. RefSeq names its product TBP-associated factor 8 (gene Taf8). Gene Ontology annotation, molecular function: protein heterodimerization activity. Bases 340 to 1215 code for a protein of 291 amino acids. Gene Ontology annotation, cellular component: transcription factor TFIID complex. The record is from RefSeq and is a predicted model, not a curated record. The transcript is spliced from 5 exons. Gene Ontology annotation, biological process: transcription initiation at RNA polymerase II promoter. NCBI's taxonomy places the organism in Eukaryota, Metazoa, Arthropoda, Insecta, Hymenoptera, Formicidae.